CAAACAGUUAAACAGCUACUUCCUCCAUGCACACUCGUUAGUGAACAAACUGUGGUGUAGUUUGUGGUGUAGGUGUUGUUUAGCCUGCAGCAGAGUGGAUACUGCAGGUCAAUACUUUGCACAGGGAAGUAAAACCUGGUCUCACAGUGUGAGCAUCUAAUAAACCUUCAAACUGUUGCUCCAAUCAGCCUUCAUGAAAUAGUCUCACCUACACCUGAAAUGACAAACACACACCAACACAGCAACCCGGCCCUGCUGUGUGGAAACCAAGAGUACAAUACAAUCCCAAAGGUCACACACGCCCCUUCAGGCCUAUUCAGACUGCAUCUCAGAGAAAGAGAGAGAGGGAGGAGCAGGCAUCCCUGGUAUCUGUGGCCCAACAGGAGUUCAGGUAUGUAAACGCACCGGAGGAAACCUAUAAAGCUUUUUAUAAAACUGGAUCCACACUCGGAAACAGAACUUGUGAAGGAAAAAAGACUGAGGACAACAACUUCUUCUCUGCAUCAUGACGCCGCCAAAACCCCCCAGGAAAAGCUGCAUGAUGAAGUCUGUCAUCACCAGCUCGUAUGACGCCCAACAGCCGGCCUACUUAGACCCAAACAGCAGCACGCCUGAUGUCACAGAUGGAAACCAGUCCGAGGUCAAAGUCAGGCCCGUCCCUCGUCCGAGAUCUAAAGUGCUUCCACGAGCCCCGAGUAAAACCGACAGCACUGUUGACCCUGCAGACAAAACUAGCGACGCAGCCAAUGAAGUGAGUUCCCAGCACAGUGAAGCUACAGCAGAGAGGCCUCGUCCUGUGCGUCCCCCUACGAGACCACCUCUGGCCGUCAGCAAAUCCACACCAGAGAGAGAGAGUCAAUACAUGAGUUUAAAAACUGAGCCGAAUGUGAAGCCUCCAGCCAUCGUUACUGAGAGAAGACUUCGUCCCGAGCGCCCCCCUCCUCCCGCCAUCUAUUACGGUAGAGCGCAGUCUCUGAAGGAGAAACAGUCCAAGGAAAUAUCAACUCAAGAAUCUACAACCAACUCCACAGAGCAAACUCCAGACUCGUCAUAUUUCUCUGAGAAGGAUGGGCUCCCCUGUGGGACUUAUGGUGAAAUGGCGACAUGCGGUACAGGCCGACCUGCAGUUCCACCUCGACUCAGUCAGCGCUCCCUCCCACUCUCUUUCUCUGAGUGUGACACCUCGUCUCUACAGACCCGACCACCUCCUCCUUCAUUCAACCCACCAUCACCACCAGCUUUUGAAGGGACACCCUCAGAGUCAUUGUACAGUGAGAUAGAGACUCGUCCCUACCUGGACGUUCUGCCGGAGGACGAAGACAACCUGAUACACAGGAAGUCCACGCCUGGUUCAGGACUACGCUACCAGAGUCGCUGCUUCGCUACAGGCCAUCAGACGUCAGGGGACAAGGACGACAUCAUUGGGAUGUUGAGAUGGUUGACAAGAGUGUCCAAAUCUAAUUACAUGACUCCAUCACUGUACGGCCUCAGUAUAGAAGAGGAAAUCAGGUCAUUCGAUCAGAGAGCCAGGGACGUGAGCAAGGCCCUGCGCCUCUACAACCUCCUCCUGAUGAAGCGCAACGAGACCCUGCGCAACGUCAUCACUGAGUUCAUCUCCAUCUCCAACUGCCUGGACAAGAUGAAGAAGAUGGCCAAAACCAUGGGCAUCGCUGGAGGCACCACGGGCGCCGUGGGAGGGAUGACUGCUGUGCUGGGCAUCGCUUUGGCUCCUGUGACCAUGGGGGCCUCGCUGAUCGCUACAGCUGUUGGCGCCGGCAUGGUGGCCUCCGCCGGGGGUAUGGGCGCCCACACUGCCAAUGCCAACAAGAAGACUGUGAACAAGAUGAAAGUUGAGAAACUAGUGUACGAAUAUAAAUCAGAUAUCGUGGACGUGGAGCGGUGUCUGGAUUUUAUUCUCUCUGGGAUGAAUGAGCUGCGGCGGCACGACAUCGGCAGGAUACAGAGGGCAGGAGCCGAGCCUGACGCGCUGAAGAUGGCGCAUCUUUCGCAGUCUGUGAUUAACAAUAGCAUAAGCAAAGGCAGGAGGACUUCAGCUGCACACCCUUCAUCUGAGAGGCUGCUCCUGGCUUUCGCUAAGGAGCUGGAUCAGUAUUUCACAGAGGAGGAUGGUCAGAGGCUGAAGAAGUCCAACAAGAGCCGGUUCUCAGGGAGGGUUCGGCUGCUGGCUGGGAACCUGCAGGAUCAACUGGAAUACCUGAAUCACAUGUGGGAAAUGUUUAGCUGAAUCAGAAAAGUCCUUAGACAUUUUCUGACAUGAACUCUGGAGGAUGUCUGCAGAAUGGAGUCUAGACUUCCUCUGCAUUUUCCUUUCCACACAUGAACAAUGCUGCAGGAGAUUCUCCACUCAGACGUGUCCAGAGCCACACAGAAGUGUCUGGAGCACAGCGGGCAGAGGAAGGAUGCAACGUUUUAAUCCUGCUGCUGAGAUCAUGCGUUGUCAUCGGCCCUUGUCACCAAACACUCUCUGGACAUCUUCGCCUGUGUCCUCUACGUGUGUGGCGCCACUUAUUUAUCCUGAGAUAUUUAGAAGUAUUUUGUGUG
Molecule: messenger RNA, 2562 nt
Organism: Paralichthys olivaceus (Japanese flounder)
Lineage: Eukaryota; Metazoa; Chordata; Actinopteri; Pleuronectiformes; Paralichthyidae
Biological process (GO): lipid transport; lipoprotein metabolic process
Cellular component (GO): membrane; extracellular region
Molecular function (GO): lipid binding
Source: RefSeq, a predicted model, not a curated record